Messenger RNA from Dunckerocampus dactyliophorus (ringed pipefish), 5452 nucleotides. Its product is annotated as cadherin-related family member 1. The transcript has 17 exons. Gene Ontology annotation, molecular function: calcium ion binding; cadherin binding. NCBI's taxonomy places the organism in Eukaryota, Metazoa, Chordata, Actinopteri, Syngnathiformes, Syngnathidae. The record is from RefSeq and is a predicted model, not a curated record. Bases 371 to 2836 code for a protein of 821 amino acids. Gene Ontology annotation, cellular component: plasma membrane; catenin complex. Gene Ontology annotation, biological process: homophilic cell-cell adhesion.
AGGGAUGCGUCACUGGAUUAGCGCCUUGUGAGUCCCAGCCUCUUCUUCUUCCUCCCUUCUGAGCUGCCUGGAGAAGGGCACAGUACUCUCACAGCUCGCAACCAUCCCUGCCAGCCCCCAAGAAGCCUUCCACAUGAGCCAGCCGGGCCUCACCUCCCCGCCAGGAUGAAGAAAGAGAAGAAAAUGUCUCUUUUCACCUUUGUCCUCUUGCUCCACUUUAGCUCGGCAAGUAAGUUCAUGAGUCAUCACUUACUAUUAGAAAUACUGUUUAUGUCAUGUUAUAUAUGCCCAUUUCACGUUUUCCCACAAAGGACUAUUUGACUAUGCCCCGUAUUUCUACGACAAUGGACCCAGCAGUACAAACGGGAACAUGGCUUUGUUCAGCAUCUCUGAGGAUACACCAGUCGGAACACAGCUAUACAUCCUCAAUGGCACAGAUCCAGAAGGAGAUCCAAUACGAUACGGUUUGAUGUUUGAAAAGGGCUCCAAGGAGUAUUUCAGUGUUGAGCCCAAAUCAGGAAACGUGACCCUAGUUCUGGAGCUGGACAGAGAGAAACAAGAUGAGAUUUCAGUGCUCGUCAGCAUUACGGACGGUCGAAAUAAAGUGGUUGAAACAGUGAGAGUGUUUGUCACUGAUGCAAACGAUGAACCUCCUGAAUUCCAAAACCUGCCUUUCAUCGUUAAUAUCCAAGAGGAUGCUGUGGAAGGGAGCAGCGUCUACAGAGUCCAGGCGCUGGAUAAAGAUAUGGGUUCAGGAGGAAGCGUCUCCUAUUUCCUACAGCCGUCGCCAGUUGCCAAGUUCACCAUCGACAGCCACAAUGGGAUCCUGAGGGUGAAACCUGGCGCAGCGCUGGACUAUGAGACCACGCCUACGCACUUUGUGACCGUGGUUGCCAAGGAUGGAGGAGGGAAAUAUAAGGGUAAACAUCAGGUUUUGACCUCCACGGCCACCAUAACAGUCAACAUCCUUGAUGCCCAAGACAUGCCUCCAUCCUUCAUAGGAACGCCUUACUUUGGAUACAUCUACGAAGUCUCCGUUCCUGGCUCUGAGAUAUUUACCGUGUAUGCCAGAGAUGGGGAUCAAGGCAAUCCUAACCCCAUUUAUUACUCCAUCAUCGAUGGAAGUGAUGGUGUCUUCGAUAUAAACAGCACAAGUGGAUGCAUCACCUUGACAACGCAUCCAUCCCUGCUCAAAAAUGAACUCUACGAAGUCAAAGUCAAGGCAUCUGAGGUGGGAGGCGACAAUCACUUGUUGGACUACGACAUUGCCGUGGUGACGGUCCGAGUGGUGGACCUCAACAACCACCCGCCCACCUUCUAUGGCGAGAAUGGACCACAGAGCAAGUUUGAGGUCACAAUGUACGAGCACCCUCCUGCAGGGGAGAUCUUACGCGGAUUCAAGAUCACCGUCAACGAUUCAGAUCAGGGGGCAAAUGCCAAAUUCAAACUGAGACUAGUGGGACCGAGCAGAGUUCUACGAGUGGUUCCCCAGACGGUCCUAAACGAAGCCCAGGUAACCAUCAUUGUGGAGGACACAUCAGUUAUCGACUAUGAGAAAGGACCGACCCUCUCGUUCAAGCUGUUGGCGGUGGAGAUCGACACUCCCGAGCGCUUCAGCGCAACAGCAGACAUCGUGAUCAACCUCAUGGACACUAAUGACAACACCCCCAAAUUCACGUCAGAGUAUUACAUCGCCAGGGUCGCAGAGAACUCUCCUGGAGGCUCUAGUGUUGCAGCUGUUAUGGCAAACGAUCCAGACUCAGGACCCUGGGGUGAAGUCAAAUACACCAUUUAUGGAUCAGGGUCAGAUUUGUUUUCCAUCCACCCGUCAACUGGCCUCAUCUCCACACAGCCGUGGACCACCCUGGACGCAGAGGUGCGCUCCAAGUUCAACUUCUACGUGAAGGCAGAAGACUCAGAGGGAAAGUACAGCCUGGCCGAAGUCUUUGUCACCGUGCUUGACAUGAACGACCACUCGCCCGAAUUUGACGACAAACUGCUGGAGAAGACCAUGGUCAUCGGCACACCAGUCAAAGUGGAGGCGGUGGACGAGGAUGCAGAGUCUCCCAACAACGUGGUUCAGUACUCCAUCAUGACGGCGGACCCCGACAAUGCGUUCGACAUAAACGCGGAGACGGGCGAAAUCCAGCUGAAACCGUACAUCAAGUCCAUGGAGAUUGUGCACAACAUCACCAUGCAGAAGGACUGCAAGUGGUCGCUGGUGGUCCAGGCCAGAGACCUCGGUUCUCCAUCCUUCAGCACCACCGCUGUAGUCAACAUUGACAUCACAGAGGCGACUCCUCUCAAGGGGCCUAUGGCGGCCUUUUUAAUGAAAAGUAGGGACAAUCCAAUGAAAGCUUUAGGCAUGCUUACAUUUAUCAUUAGCGUGUUGGUAGGAGCCACUGUGCUCAUCUCCACAGUCAUGUACAUGCGCAAUGCAAAGUCGCAAAACAGGAUCACGCCGGCACGCCGUGUCAUCAAGAGGCGGCCCAGGGACCAGCAGCCCUGGACUUUCCGCAUGCCCAUCUUCAAAUUUGGAAACCCCUCUGAGAAGUUCCUCAUGGAGGAUCCAGAAAGUAGCCCGAAGCAGGAAACCCCAAGGUUGAGGCCAACCCCGCCCUGCGCCCCGUGCCUGCCCCCUCCAGCCCCACCGGCCACACGUCCCCCCGAGAGGCCCCGUGCUGUACCGACUAUAUCGGGUGCGUUGGCCACCAGAAGCUCAAAGAAAGGGAAACUGAGUCACCGUAAGGAAGGCAACAUCAGCUCGGCGUUGGUGUCUGAGUUGAAAUUGAGGCUGGAGCAAAAAAUCAAUGAAAACAACCAAGGUUACUAUUGAUUCCAAGUCAAACAACCUCCAUCCAUCCAUCUUCUAUGCCGCUUAUCCUCACUAGGGUCCCGAGUAUGCUGGAGCUUAUCUCAGCUGACUUCGGGGGAGAGGCGGGGUACACCCUGAACUGGUCGCCAACCAAUCACCGACAAACAAUCAUUCACACUCUCAUUCAUUUUAGCGUCGCGAAUUAAGCUAACAUGCAUGUUUUUGGAAUGUGGGAGGAAACCGGAGAACCCGGUGAAAACCCACGCACGGGGAGAACAUGCAAACUCCACACAGAGAUGCCCAACGGAGAUUCUAACCCAGACCUUCCCGCUCUCCUGAUUGUGUGGCCAACAUGCUAACCACUAGGCCACCGUGCGGCCCUGUCAAACAACCUAUUCAUUUUUUAAAUGACUUCUCUGCUCUUUGUUCGCCUGUCAGGGCAUGAACUGAACUUCACAUCUGGUAGGAAGGGGCAUACUCUGACCUGACCAAGUAUGCUAAACCCUUAAUGAGGGUUCACAGAUGUGUGUCCUCAGCUCCUCAGCUGACCUCCUUUCUUUCUUGGUAGAUUAUCACCACACUGCCAUCUUGAGGAGGAUUACAUCAUUUUAGCAACAGUGACAAGAGACAGUAUGAGACAGUAAGUCGAGAAAACAAACACACCUAUUGCAUUUCCGCAAAUUGUGGCCUCCACUCUCAUAAACGCUAUGUCAAAAUUAAUCACAGGGUGCGUCGUCAACUUAACGUUCACAAUUAAUAAACAAUGUACCUCAAAUGUACUUGAAGUGAUUAGCUUUUCUACUCUCUAUUGCAUAAUAACAAUGUGUAUUUGCACAUACUGUGUACAUUAUUUGCCGAAAACAUGAAAUACAAAUACUGUUUAUUUUAUUAUUAUUCUAAAAAUGUAUUCGUACAAAUAGUAGAUGCAACUACUGUAAUCCCUCGUUUAUUACGGUUAAUUGGUUCCAAACCCGACCUCGAUAAGUGAAUUUCCUGUAUGAAGCAAAGUAGGAUUCAGUAUUAAUAAACUGAAUAUUUUCAUAGUUACAACAUUAUUAGAGCCCUGUAGACAUGAAAUAACACCCUAAAGUCACUCUUACAAUCUAUUAUUCUUUGUUUGCAUCACAUUGCGCAGGCUAUGGUAUGGUAGGCUAUGGACAAGACGGCUGCUGCUAGCAUAACAAGCUACCGAGCUAACUAGUUAUCCUCUCUAAUGCACUUAUUCAAAACAUAAGAAAGUGUUUCAAAGGCAGUUGGGAAGGACAAAGAAGCCAAAAACUUACCACUUCACCACAGAAUGAGAGGAGAACCUUUAUUUACUCGAUCUCAGCCAUGGCAUGUCCGUCUCAUCCAUGCAAUGUCGGCUCGGCUCUGCUGGCUCAGUAGUCAGUUUCCAUGCAGUGUGAACGGUGAUGCAAUCUGAUGUCAUGUCUCAUAACAUUACUGAUGCCUAGUGACCACAAUACUACAUAUAACUUAUCUUUCAAUAUUUUUUGACUAUUAGGCCAUAAGUCAUCUACAAAACAGUGAUUUUUGGAAAAAAGACGAUGGUGAAGGUGCGAUAUUGGAACUGCGAUAUAGCAAGAAACGACUGUAUUUAGGAUUUUAACCACCCAACAAUAUUUCUGUGAUCACACUGAAAUUACACUUCUGCCGUUGCUAAAUUUUAAGAGAAAUGAGUAGUUAACUUUUUGUACAAAUUUCCUUUUUUAUUAUUACUGCUUUUUUGAUUAUUACUGAUUACUGGAAAUUAGCAAAUCCUGUUAGCAUGUGAAUAUUGUCAUUCAUCCAGGUACAUACCUGUCAACAUUUGUAUUUGAAAAUAAGUGAAAUUCUGGUUACAGGAUGUGUUUUGCUGAUGUUGCAGAGCGAACCGGAAACUGUGCUGUGCUUUUUUCAUGAAAGCUAAAAUAAAUAAACAGUAGGGCGCCCGGACAGAAGAGCUAAAUACAGUCGUUUCCUGGGAAAACGAGAGGGUUGACAGGCAUGUCCAGGUCAUUGUACUAAGGGUAAUGAAUCGAUCAUAACUGGCUGCAUCGUUGCAAUCCAUUCCAUACCUGAGUAAUCAUCUUAGCAUUUCAGAAAUGUUUCACAUUUAGUGUAGUUUCACACUGCAGGAAAAAAUUGCGUGGGAACACGCCGAAAGCAUGACAUGUUUGCUUCUUUUGUACGAUUAACAUGUGCCACUGUAUUGUCCUGCUGUAACACAAGCUAGCUAGCAGUAUUUGCGUUGUGUAGUUGUAUUAUAAAACAUGCUUUUUUAUCAUUUCAAUUUUCAAUGUAUGUACAGUUCUAUGAUUACAUAUAACACUUGUACCUCCACAGAAAGGGGGGAAUAUUAAACGUAUGCUUGACAUGUUCAAGCGCACCUUGCUGUGUAUUGCAACUGCAUGUACAUUUCCUUUGUAGAGGGUCAAAAUAUAUGCACAGAUGUUCACAGAAAUGAAUGUUUCGCUUCAAUGCCUUCAAAUGUCGGCAAUUUACAGUCACGUGGUCCUUGUAUUAAUGUAUUAGCUCAUAUCUGACUUUGUAAAAAUACAUGGCUAUAUACACAUAUUAACUAUAAAUGACACUGCCUGGUUCUUGGAUGUGACAUAUUUGUACUGUCUUUAUAUUGUCUUGAUUUUCAAUAAAUAU